AUGUCAUCGUGGUUGGGUGGACUGGGCUCUGGCCUCGGUCAGUCUCUGGGACAAGUCGGGGGAAGCCUGUCCAAUUUUACCGGACAAAUCUCAAACUUCACCAAAGAUAUGCUGCUGGAAGGAGUGGAGGAAGUAGAAGAUGCUGCCACAGAGCUUCAAGUCUCCAACUCCAAGUUGGUCGAAGUUGAAGGUGCAUUUGCCUCACAGAAGUCUGAGCAUGACCGGUUGAAAAGGCUUCAUGCUGAACUGGAAGAAAAACUGGAGGCGGCUGAGAUCCAGAUGAAGAGUCAGUCUGCAGAGUACAGGAUGCAGCUACAACAGAAGGAUGAGGAGAUCAGUCACUUGAAGUCCUGUCAGAGUGGCCUCCAGGACCCAGCACAGUCCUCCCUCGGUCUGGCCGUGCUUCCCAUCACCACUGCCUCCUCCACCUCCACAUCCACCUCAUUUAUGUCCCGCCCCACUGCCACUCACCAUGGUUUCCAAGGAGACGAGCUGGACCUGAGCGACGUGCUGUGGUCCCAGCAGGAAAUAAACCGUCUGUCAUCAGAAGUCACGCGUCUCGAGGCUGAAGUCGUCCACUGCAGGAGACUGACGCAGACAACUGCAGCAGCUGGAGCCGGAAAUGGUGACAAAGCUGAGAUCCACCGGCUUCAAAGAACAAUAAACGAGCUGCGAGAGGAGAUGAGCCGAGAAGUGGACGAGCAUCAGCAUGAGCUGGCCGCACUGCAGGACGCUCAGAGGCAGAAACUGUCUGACUUCACGCGGCGCCACAGAGAAGAGCUCGGCGAGUAUGAGGAGCGGAUCGAGGAGCUGGAGGAGCAGAUUCACAACGCUGGUGGUCCGUCAAGUCCCACCACAGAUUCCUCCAAACUCAUGGAGCUUCAGAAAAUUAUCAGCUCUCUGCGGGAGGAGAGUGAUCGGAGCGAGAAGGAGGUGUCAGAGCUCAGGGUGGGUUUGGAGGAGGCGCAGAGGAACCAGGCCUCGCUGCAGAAUGAGAAGGCCGAGCUGCAGGAGGAAAACGCAGGACUGUUGCAAAACUACACCCGGCUGCAGGCGUCAGUGUCCGAGCUGCAGACCAGAGUCCAGGAGCAGGAGGGGAGGAGUCUGCAGAAGGCCCAGCUCGAACAAGAGAUACAGGGGCUGAGGAGCAACUUGGCAGAUGCUGAAGCAGAGAUUGAAAGAUUGAAAGAGACAACAGAGAAGGAGAGACCAGCAGAUGAGGUGGAGCAUGCUGACAUCCUGGAGCUGAACACCAUUAUUGGUUCUCUCAGACAAGACAAGGAAGUCCUCGAACGAGAAAAGCUUGAGCUCCUCAAGAGGCUGAGCGAGUCUGAGCAGUCAGUUAGUGCAACCACAGCCGUGCCGUUGGAAUCAGAAGAGCUGGAGGAUCUGAAGAGGGACCUGGAGCUCCGAGACGCUGCCCUGAAGGCGGCUGAGGAGGAGCGUGACUCUCUGAUGUCCGAGCUCGAGGAACUGGACCGACAAAACCAGGAGGCAACACAGCACAUGAUCUCUGUAAAGGAUCAGCUUUCGAGACAUUUGAAGGAGGCAGAGGCCCAAAUAUCUAAACUUUCUGCAGAACUCGACACGACCAAAGCCCAAAAACAAAGUCUUGAGCAAGAAGUGGAUGCCCAAAAAGACAAAAUGAACCACAGCACGUUUACACUUAAUGACCUACAUAUGGCGAAACAACAACUUGAACACACAGUGACCGAACUGAAGGAGAAACUCGCAAAUUCACAAGAGCAGAGCAAAGAGCUUAGGAAAGAAGUAACAUAUUUAAAAAAGACUUUACAGGAGAAAGAGGAGGAGUUGUCCAUUGCAAUAACACAACUCUAUGAAGCUGGGAAUGGAGGAGACAAGGACCAAAUGACCAAAGACGUGAUAGCAACGAAAGACAAUGAGAUUUCAGAUUUAAAAAGUCAGUUGGACGGCUUUAGGAACACACAAGAAAAAGUGCUCACUGAGCAAUAUGAAAUUAAAAUGGAGAAUAGGAAACUAAAAGAAGAUUGUGACUCAAAAGUGGCUAAAAUUGAAGAGGUGAGCAAACAAAUGGUCGAAAAUCAGACUACUUUGAACCGGACUAUACGAGAGAAAGAGACUCGUAUCGAAGCUUUGAAACUCGAGAAAGUGCAAUUCGAAAGCGAACUGCAGCAGGUUGAGAAGACUCUGGCGGAACAAGCGAAGCUCUAUCAACAAACAAUAGAUGAGCUGACGCAAGCACGGUCAAUGGACGCGACCGCUUUACAAACCGAACACGAAAAAGCCAUCAAACUCAACCAAGAGAAGGAUAUGGUCAUCGCACAGCUAAAACGGGACAUGGAGCAGGCAGCAUCCGAUCACAGAGACACCAAUGAGAUGCUUUCGAUGACUGUAGACGUGAAGAACCUGAAGGAGGAGAACGAGGCGGUAGCGGCGAAGUCGAGGGAGAAAGAGUCAGAGUUCAGAGCGCUGCAGGAGACCAACAUGCAGGUGUCCAUGCUGCUGCGCGAAAAGGAGUUUGAACUGAGCGCCAUGAGUGAGAAGUCCGCCACGGUGGAGAGGAUGCUCAAGGACAAGGAGCAGGGCAAGUCUGGGGAGUUAAACCAGCUCUUAAAUGAGCUGAAGUCGAUGCAAGACAAAGCAGUAGCGUUUCAACAUGAGCGAGACCAGGUGAUGAUGGCCCUAAAACAGAAACAAAUGGAGACCACAGCCGUGCAGGCCGAGCUACAACACGUGAAAGACAAAGAGCAGCGUCUGAACCUGGAGCUGGAGAGACUGCGUAAUCAUCUCUUGGAGAUUGAGGAUUCGUACACGAGGGAUGCGCUGGCCGCUGAGGACAGAGAGACUGAGCUGAGGAGACGAGUUGCACUGCUAGAGGAGCGGCUGGCCACAUCCUCCAACGCCGUGGAGAAUGCCAGUCAACAGGCCAGUAUGCAGGUGGAGUCCUUACAGGAGCAGCUUAGUGGAGUUGUGAAGCAGAGAGACGAAACCUAUGCUCAACUCCGGACGUCCCAAGACCAAGUCAACCAGUAUGCAGUAUCUCUGUCCAACCUGCAGAUGGUGCUAGAGCAGUUCCAACAAGAAGAGAAAGCCAUGUACUCGUCUGAACUGGAUAAGCACAAGCGAGAGAAGGAGGAGUGGAAAAGGAAAGCGGAGAGGCUGAUGGAGCAAGGGUCUGCUCUACAGUUGAACCUCAAUGAAGCCAACUCUGCUUUGGAGUCUGCGUCUCGUCUCACUGAUCAGCUCGACUUGAAGGAGGAGCAACUGGAAGAAGCAAAAAAGCAAGUGGAUAUUCGACAGGAGAUGUUGGAGGAAGCCCAGAAGAAACUGAUGAAUCUUCUAAACAGCACCGAAGGCAAGAUUGACAAAGUCCUGAUGAGAAACCUAUUCAUGGGAUAUUUCCACACUCCAAAAUCGAAGCGAGCCGACGUCCUGAGGCUCAUGGGGAAUGUGCUCGGGCUCAGCAGAGAAGACGUGGACAAAAUGUUGGAGGGAGAUGGGCGACAUGGAGUGACAGGCUGGGUGUCCAGUUGGUUGGGAGGAAGAGGAGCCCAGAGCGUCCCGAACACUCCCCAGAGACCCACCAGCGAACACUCCUUCAACUCAUCUUUCUCCGAGAUGUUUGUGAAGUUCCUGGAGAUGGAGUCGACCCCCAGCCUCCCGGCUCCAAAACUGCACGACAUUAAACCUCUGAACGCUCCGCCGCAGAGGAAAGGUGCAGGUGCUUCCAGUUCCACAGCAGGAGGUGUUCCCAGUAAGCGUCCCGGAGAGUUGAACCCCUUCUUGGCGCCUCGCUCUACCGCUGUGCCUCUUCUUGGAGCCCCAGGACCCUCGGCCUCAGGUCACCUGCUCAUGAAGCCCAUCUCUGAUGCUCUGCCCACCUUCACCCCUGUGCCUGUGUCUGGAGAGGCCAGUGGGGGCGCUGCUGCGCUCAAAGACUUACUCAACCAGCCAGCUGUGAGCACCUCUGGAGAGCUCAUUUCUCAAUCCGCACAGACGGGACAGUCCUCUUCCAGCGAACAGAGCCGUGCGGAGCGGACACUGUAUGAUCUGGUGGUCGCGGAGGCGCGUCCAGGGGGCGGUGUGUGCCCCGAUUGGUUAUGUUCCUCCAAGAGGAUGCUGGCAGCUUUGAUAUACUGUAUUCUACUGUUUAUUCACCCGGGUCACGGUCAGACGUGUUCAGAUGGCUUUGCCUAUGACAGAAGGGCCAGACAGUGCAUAGAUGUGGAUGAGUGCCGCGCAUUACCAGAUGCCUGCAGAGGAGACAUGCGCUGUGUCAACAGGAACGGGGGCUAUCUGUGCAUCCCCCAAGGCCUCUACAACCAGCCCCAAAGACCCGAGGUCCCAGCCCUGCCUGAGCCGGCGUACCCCGACACAGAUGGAUACUCUGACACCUUCCUGCCCGGUCCACCCAGGUCUGUGGAGCCCAGUUACCCCAGGGUCAGGGGCACCGCUCCCUGUAUUUUAGGAUAUGAACUGGCAGAGGAUGGCACCUGCAAUGAUAUUGACGAGUGUGCGACCAACUCGCACCACUGUAACCCCACUCAGGUGUGCAUCAACUCAGCCGGCGGGUACACCUGCUCCUGCACCGAGGGCUACUGGCUGAUCGGAGGACAGUGUCACGAUAUUGAUGAGUGUCGCUAUGGUUACUGCCAGCAGCUGUGUGCCAAUGUGGCCGGGUCAUACUCCUGCUCCUGCAGCCCCGGGUAUCUGCUCAACCCCGACGGGCGCACAUGUGAAGAUGUGGACGAGUGUGAAGAAGAGCCGUGCAGUCAUGGCUGCUUAAACACCUUUGGUUCCUUUAUGUGCAACUGUGGGGAGGGCUUUGAGCUGGCGGCUGAUGGCACCACCUGCAUGGACCUGGAUGAAUGCAGUUUCUCCGAGUUUCUUUGUCAGAACAGAUGCAUAAACACUCCGGGCUCUUUCACCUGCAUCUGCCCACCUGGAUACUACGUUUAUGAGGACGGCAGAAGCUGUGAAGAUUAUAAUGAGUGUGAAACUGGAAAUAACACAUGUACAGCGCAGCAAGUGUGUUUCAACUUCCAGGGAGGCUUCACCUGCCUGGACCCACUGCAGUGCCCCCCGCCCUACGUCGAAGUCAGCGACAAUCAGUGCAUGUGCUACACAGAGAACCCCCAGUGCCGGGACAAGCCCUUCACCAUCCUGUACCGCCACAUGGACCUGUCCUCCGGCCGCUCUGUCCCCGCCGACAUCUUCCAGAUGCAGGCCACCACGCGCUACCCAGGAGCCUUCUACAUCUUUCAGAUCAAGUCUGGCAACGACGGACGCGAGUUUUACAUGAGGCAAACCAGCAACGUGAGCGCCACCUUGGUCCUGACGCGCCCCAUCAAAGGCCCCAAAGUGGUGGUGCUGGAUCUGGAGAUGGUCACAGUCAACAACGUGAUAAACUUCCGCGGCAGCUCCAUCAUCCGCCUGACGAUAUACGUGUCCGAGCACCCAUUCUAG
Molecule: messenger RNA, 5448 nt
Organism: Knipowitschia caucasica
Lineage: Eukaryota; Metazoa; Chordata; Actinopteri; Gobiiformes; Gobiidae
Source: the annotation of a GenBank genome assembly